Molecule: messenger RNA, 1567 nt
Organism: Aricia agestis (brown argus)
Lineage: Eukaryota; Metazoa; Arthropoda; Insecta; Lepidoptera; Lycaenidae
Gene: Ada2b
Product: transcriptional adapter 2B
Exons: 10
Coding region: 71-1399 (442 amino acids)
Biological process (GO): chromatin remodeling; regulation of transcription by RNA polymerase II
Cellular component (GO): SAGA-type complex; nucleus
Molecular function (GO): transcription coactivator activity; zinc ion binding; chromatin binding
Source: RefSeq, a predicted model, not a curated record
UGGCGGACGAAUUAUGAGGUUCGAUGCCAAGUUGUUAAAUUUCUUUGAUUCCUGAUUUUAUCCGAGGAAAAUGUCUUUUUCUGAUUUAUACGCUAAAUAUAAUUGUACAUAUUGCCAAGAAGAAAUAAAUGGUGUACGCGUACGGUGCUCAGAAUGCAAGGAUUUUGAUAUUUGCUUGCAGUGUUUUGCAUCGGGCGCGGAGAUAGGACCUCAUAAAAAUGAUCAUUCUUAUCAAUUUAUGGAUUCUGGAGCUUUUGGGAUAUUUUUGGGACGCACAAGUUGGUCUGCUAAUGAAGAAGUAAGAUUAUUAGACGCUAUUGAACAAUUUGGAUUCGGCAACUGGGAGGAUAUCUCAAAACACAUUGAAACAAGAACUCCAGAAGAAGCAAAAGAUGAAUACAUAGCGAGAUAUUUGGAUGGAAGUAUAGGAAGGGCAACGUGGGGAAAUGUAGAGAGCACAAGUCGACCAUCUCUGCACUGUCCAGACAAAGACGAGGGACCUCUCAGUCCUGGCACAAUCUCCAGGCUGCCGCCGUUAGCUGUUACUGCGGAUGAAGCUGCUCAGCUAGGCUACAUGUCAAAUAGAGAUGAUUAUGAGAGAGAAUAUGACCAUGAAGCGGAACAGUUAAUAUCCACAUUGUCUUUGAAUGCUGAUGAUGAUGAGCUUGAUGUUGCAUUAAAACUAACUCAAGUAGAUAUUUACACACGAAAAUUGCGAGAAAGAACGAGAAGAAAGAGACUUGUCAGAGAUUUCCAAUUAGUGUCUGUGUUCUUCAAUAAUCAACGGAACAAGUCAAGGACUCUUACAAAACUUGCCAAAGAAAAGAAGGAGUUCGCUGAGCGUCUCCGCUGGACGGCGCAAUUCUACGGGCGCGCGGAGCAGGCGGGCGUGGUGGCAACGCUGUGGCGGGAGCGCGAGCUGCGAGUCCGCCUGUCCGAGCUGCACCGAUACCGGCUAGCUGGCAUCACGCGGCUGGAGGAGUGUGCGCACUACGAACAGCAUGCUGCACAUAGGAAGCACCCACAUGCACCACAGAUCGAUGGCAGCAGUGGGUGCCUGGACACCAAUCAGACAAAAGAAACAACUCCGAACAACACUCAGGGAUCAAGAAAAAGAGAAGGAGAAAACGUCUCAAAUUCCACCAGCCCAAAGUCCACACGGGACGGAAGUACCGGAUGUGGAUGCUUCAAAAAGAGCUCCUGCGGCAGCAGCAGUGUAGGAUGUUCGAAGCAUCUUCUGAGUUCUAAUGAAGUGCAGUUAUGCAACGCGCUGAGCCUAUGCGCGGGUCAGUACGUGACGCUGAAGGGUGUGCUGCUUCGGCGCGCUCCCGCCGCUGACUGCGACGCCGGCGUAGCGGUGCGCCGCUACCUGCGCGCCGCCGGCUGGCUGCGCAACUAGCGAUAGUGUCUCUAGGCCUUCGACCAUUAUGAGUGAGCUAUAUUUGUCUAAAACACAACAAUAGACUGAGAAAUCUAAUAAACAACGAAUCGUCAACCAUUGAAAUGUGCAUCAGAAUAAGUUACAUAAAAGAACACAAUAUUUAUUGUGCUCGAUGCUACGAAUAAU